UUCUGUUUUCAAUCUUGGUACUGUCGGGUACUGUCAAGUGUCCAUGCACUUUGAUCGAAUCUAAAGCAGCAAGAUAUUAAAAUAAACCUACGAAAGAAGCUAUCUUUUCGUCCACGCAGUCGUUAGAAAUCAUUUGUUUGCAAACCACAUACCUUAAACGAUGUCUUCUGAACUCCGAUUUGAUGGAAAGGUUACUGUCGUAACUGGAGCUGGUGGUGGUUUGGGAAGAGCUUAUGCAUUGUGGUUCGCUGAGCGAGGUUCUGCUGUUGUGGUCAAUGAUUUAGGUGGUUCUGCCAGUGGAGAGGGUAGUGGAAGAGCUGCUGAUGUUGUUGUGAAUGAAAUCAAAGCUAAAGGAGGGAAAGCUGUUGCUGAUUAUAACAGUGUUGAAGAAGGAGAUAAGAUAGUACAAACUGCAAUUGAUAACUUUGGAAGGAUUGAUAUUCUUGUCAACAACGCUGGCAUCUUGCGUGACAAGUCCGUGGUAAAUACAAGCGAUAAUGAUUGGGACUUGAUUCAUCGUGUACAUUUACGCGGAUCUUUCGUUACUACCAGAGCUGCGUGGCCCCAUUUCCGAAAACAAAACUAUGGCCGUAUUAUCAUGACAUCUUCCGUUGCUGGAAUUUACGGCAAUUUCGGACAAAGCAAUUACAGUGCUGCUAAACUGGGACUCCUUGGAUUGAGCAACACCCUGUCUAUCGAAGGCAAAAAAUACAACAUUCAUUGCAACACCAUUGUUCCUAUGGCUGGAUCUCGACUUACCAAGGGAAUUCUACCACCUGAUAUGAUGGAAGGAAUGAGACCAGAUCUUGUUGCUCCAGUCGUACUUUGGCUUUGCCAUGACAGUUGUACCGACACCGGAUCCGUGAUUGAAGCUGCGGCUGGAUGGGUUGGCAAAUAUCGCUGGGAAAGGACAAAAGGUAUGACUUUACGUGAAAGCACGAAUGAUCCCAUUCUUCCGGAAGCAGUUCGUGACAAUUGGGAGCAGAUUUGCGAUUUCAACAACUCCUUGCAUCCUAAAGGCAGCGAAGCUUCCAUGUUGCUUGGUAAAGUUCUUCAAGAUCUCAUGGAAAAAGACGCCAAUAGAGCUGCCAACCUCUCCCCAGUGGAGCAAGCCUUAAACUGGCGCCCAGCUCCAGUCAAGUGCCAAGUCUCUCCCAAAGAGAUUAUUUUGUAUGCGCUGUCAGUUGGAGCUUCAACUACUGAUAAAGAUGGCCUCCGUUACCUGUAUGAAGGUAGCGAGAACUUCUCGCCGAUCCCCACUUUCGGUGUGAUUUUGGCUCAAGAGGCUCUGAGCCAGAGCAACAUGAUUACUGGUGGAAUGCCCGGUUUCCAAGUUGACCUUUCCAAAGUACUACAUGGAGAGCAAUUCAUCGAAGUGCACAAAGAAAUUCCAACUCAUGGAAAUCUUGAAGCCAGUCUGAAUGUUGUUGACAUUUUGGAUAAGAAAUCGGGAGCUGUGAUAGUAACGAAUGUGGAGGUCGUGGACGAGUCGGGUGAUAAGGUUAUUUCGGCCCAAUGGUCCAUUUUCGUCGUCGGUGCUGGCGGUUUCGGUGGCAAACGUAACUCUGAGCACAUUGUUCCACAUGUUGAUCCUCCCAAGCGUAAACCCGACGCCUCUUUGACUUACAAGACUUCAAUCGACCAAGCUGCCUUGUACCGCCUUACUGGCGAUCGCAAUCCUCUGCACAUCGACGCUUCUUUCGCCGCUAUGGGAGGAUUUGAUCGUCCUAUCCUUCAUGGACUUGCCUCUUACGGAGUUUCUUGCCGCCUUGUUCUGCAACAGUACGCUGACAAUAAUCCAGCCUUGUUUAGAUCCAUGAAGUCAAGGUUCGCCAGCCCAGUUCUCCCAGGCCAAACUCUACAAGUCGACAUGUGGCAAGAGGGCAAUCGUAUUCACCUAGAGACUAAAGUAGCUGAAACCGGCAAAGCAGUUUUGACUGGUGCCUACAUCGAUUUGAAGUCUGUUGCAUCUGCCCCCGCACCAGCCCCCGCCGUGGCAUCGACCGGACUAUUGAGCGAGACAGUUUUCGCUGAAAUGAAACGUCGUCUGGAUGCUAAACCAGAAGUCGGAGCUAAAAUCAACGCGGUCUAUCAGUGGAAUAUUCUUUCGAACAAGAAACCAGCUGCAUCAUGGGUUGUGGAUUUGAAAGCCAAUCCAGGUGAUAUCUACCAGGGAGAGCCAAAAGGAAACAAAGCGGAUUGCAUCCUUACACUUGAGGAUGCAGAUAUGGUUGCCUUGGUCACUGGUAAGCUUAAUGCCCAGAAGGCUUACAUGCAAGGAAAACUGAAGAUUAAGGGUAACAUUAUGCUGACCCAAAAGCUCCAAGGGCUGCUCAAAGAAAAUGCCAAUUUAUAAGGAAGUUAGUAUUCUUAAAAGAAAGAAAAAAUGAUAGAGCUGGGAACAUUGUUACUUUUGUUGGCAAACCAUUUUUUAUUUUACUUAAACGGGUUCAAGGGGUUUGUAAUCAAAGAAUAAAUAUAUUAAACUACGUUUAAAAUGUU
Daphnia pulicaria is the source of this 2502-nucleotide messenger RNA. It is a transcript of the gene Mfe2, whose product is annotated as peroxisomal multifunctional enzyme type 2-like. The coding region runs from base 161 to 2356 and encodes 731 amino acids. Gene Ontology annotation, molecular function: oxidoreductase activity. Lineage: Eukaryota; Metazoa; Arthropoda; Branchiopoda; Diplostraca; Daphniidae. The record is from RefSeq and is a predicted model, not a curated record. The transcript has 16 exons.